AAGAGGGGAUCGACGUCGACGGUGAUGGACAAGCCGGCGAAGACGACGAGAAACGCGAGAUUUUUGUCUCUCCCGACGCCUUAUCGUGAACCAACAUACAACAGGAGUGUUUUGUCACUGAAGAAAAGCAACAAACGUCAGGAAAAACGUCGCCUUUUCUCCAUUUAGAUGCAUACAUAGCGUGUGGAGUUGUGUGCGUCAAAAGAUGGACCGCUACGAGGAGUUCUGUCUGCAAAGCAUGUCCAUGCUGCAGGAGGAGGGGAAAUUCAAGAAGACAUGUGAGCCGCUCACCAGGUCGCACUCUGUCAUCCUCUUCCAUGGGAAAGCUGUUUUGUCACCACUGUUGAAUGAUGAGCAGCGUCAUGAGAUGUGCAACUAUAGAAAGAUGGCCGUCCAGCUGGAAGCAGACCAGAGGAACCAGCAGAGGAACAAGCUCCCUGUCCAAGUUCAAGACAUACUGACAAGUUGUAAUGUGCAAUCAGUAGAGCCAGCGUCAAAAGAAACACAAGAUGGCAACAAACCAGCUUGCAAGGUACAUUUAUGGAAGGAUGAGGUUCAAAAGUCAUCAGUUUCCAAAUCAGCAGCAGUGAGCGGUUACACCCUGGUCACCGACUCACCUGGCCUUCCCAAAGACCCUGGGAUUGGGACUGGUCUUCAGCCAAUCAGUCCAGUUGUUCCCAUUGGUCUAAUCACCAAUGGUAAUGUGAAGGUGGAUACAGAAGACAAGAGUGAUGAGGAAGAUAUGAGUAUGGACAGUCUUCUCAAGCAAACAAAAGACGAGCAUGUGAGGAAGGACCAGACUAGAGACGGGUCAAAAGGUCUCCUACCAACAUCUGAGGCCAUCACAGAGAUAAAAAGUCCAAAGAGUGGUGUUGAGUUUGGCUUUAGUUUGCACCACAGUCCUCUCAGCCCUCCACAGACCUUAAUCCAUCAAACUGUGUAUGAUUUUCCACAGUCUGCAUCACCUUGCAUUCCAGAUCGAUAUAUAAGACGACCCAAUCCAGAGUCCAGCUGCAGACGUAAACCACGUCCAUUCUCUACUGGGAAUAUACAUAUUUCAUUCCUCAGUAUGCCAGGGGAAGGAUCUGAACUGUCCGAUAGGGAAGAAGCUCCCUGCCCAGAUCACUGGAGUUCAGUCGGAGGGGAAAGUUUUCCUAAUAGAAAGGGGAGUCGCCAAUCCACUCUCUGCACUAAUAGUCCAGUUUGGGAAACCCACAGCUCCAUGAGCCCGUCGGGUCCCAACUCGUUUGGGCAACCGGAACCUCUGUUGUCAACAUUUCGCCGGCGCUCUCACACCAUGGACAGUCAGCUGGGAACCAACCAACCUGAUUACAUUGACCGCAGUCAAGAAAGGACACCUCGAUUUAUGGCAGGAGUCGUCACUGUCUGCCCUACAAGUCGACGGAACCCGGCUAACCCCUUAAACAAGUCAUACAAGAUAGAGAGUCCAACGUCCUAUCUGCGGCGGGUUCAUGUUACUCCCGAGUUAGCUCAGGGUAAACACUGGACGCACCCUAGCGAUCCUCGGGGGCCACGAGACGUUGUAACCUCACCAACGUUCCUCAGGCAUGCAGCUAAUGCUAACAACACAGAGGAGACCCAAAGGCGAGCAGGAGCUCUGGAGGACAUACAAAAGCGGCUGGAAGAAGAACAUGCCUUGCAGAUGUCCAUGCUCCUGGCUGAGCAGGAAAAAGAGCAACAGCGUCUGCGUCUGGAUCUCGAAGAAGCUGAAAGAAGACUUAAAGAGCAGGAGUCUGUGCAUUCCCAGAACUCUGCUACUUGGAACGGACUUCCAGCUGGGAUAAGUCCAACUAAUGCCUCAGUUGAAAGAUCACCGGGACACAGUAUAGGUUUUCCUAGUCCCAUCAGUUGUGAUUUUACCCCUCCCUCUCUCCAGUCCCCUGUUUAUAUUCGAGGGCCCAUUUGGGCGGCGAGCAAACUUCAUGCAAGGGAAAGUCAGGUUCUGACAACAGAACAACAGAGAGCAUUGUGUCGAAUUGGCGCCAUUGCCCGUGGCUUCCUCAUACGACGAUUGCUGAAAACGCACAAGAUCAAAUAUCUGCGUCAAACCAUCAUGGAUACAAAGGCGUUCAUUAGUUCCUUUCACACUGAAGGUCCACCGAAAAAAGUCUCGGAACAAGAUCUUUGUUUACAAGAAAGAGUUCGAGCGCAGUUACGCGCAGCCCUUUAUGACAUCAAUGAAAUCUUCUUUGAAAUGCCUCUGAAGGAUCGAUUAGCACUGCUGCAGCAAGACAGAGAGCUCUGUGUUGAAAAGAAGUUACGAGACAUGGACAAAACUAAGAGUCAUAAGGAAAAGGUGAUUCUGUCUGCUGCCACGCAAAGGUCUCUGGACCGGAAAAAGAGGGAGGGGGAAUCACCAGGACAGGCUAGAAAGGUGAUGCAGAAGCCAAAAAGUCCAACCCCUAACAGAGUUCAGAAGUCGAGCCAAGUCCAGAAGUCUAUUCCAAGUCAGCUGAACCGCCAGGGGAGCUGGUAUAAGAAGACUCCAGAAACAAGAGUAAAGCGCAUGGACAAUCUGAAGAACCUGAAGAAGCAGCACUCUCUGGGUUAACAGGUGGAAAUACAAUCCUAUUAGAACACCUUCGACCACUACUAGUCUACAUCAGAAAAGGUGCUCGUAAUAACUCUAAUAUUAGGCAGUAAAACCACAUGAUUUCUUCUAGCAAAUUAGUGACAAAAGGUAAAUAUGAUAGUGACAUUGUUUGACUCAAUAGAAUAUGACAAAACAUAUAUCAUACACAUCAUGAAAAGUGAAAAAAAAAACAACAACAAUGUAGCACAUUGAACAAACAACACAGUGCAGAUAAUUCAGGACGUUAUCAGUGAACAAAUUAUUUUUAAUUGUACGAAUAUGUUGAGCAACUAUAAAAAAAAAUGUUCCUAAAGACCUUAUUAUCUGUAGUAGUCCAAAGUGCAUUUAUUGACAAUUACAGUGCAUAACCAUUAAGUGCUGUAAGUGUAAUAGUGUUUAAAAACAGGUUGUUUACAUUUUAUAUGGGGUUUUAUUGGGUUUGAUUGCCGCUGUGUGUCUUUUUUUUUUUUUUUUAAACACGUUGCCUUAUUUAAUUAUUAUUAGCAACCAGUACUAUAUUUUUUUAUUUUGCCUUAAGUUAAUGCCAAAUUAAAAAAAAUGUGAAUGUAUUUAUUGUAUGCGGACAAACCUUUGAUUCAUUAAAAAUACAUUGUUUUUUGUGA
Molecule: messenger RNA, 3216 nt
Organism: Nerophis ophidion (straightnose pipefish)
Lineage: Eukaryota; Metazoa; Chordata; Actinopteri; Syngnathiformes; Syngnathidae
Product: centriolar coiled-coil protein of 110 kDa-like
Exons: 14
Coding region: 206-2572 (788 amino acids)
Biological process (GO): regulation of cytokinesis; centrosome duplication; centriole replication
Cellular component (GO): centriole
Molecular function (GO): protein binding
Source: RefSeq, a predicted model, not a curated record